Messenger RNA from Lodderomyces jiufengensis, 1725 nucleotides. RefSeq names its product putative hydrolase. NCBI's taxonomy places the organism in Eukaryota, Fungi, Ascomycota, Pichiomycetes, Serinales, Debaryomycetaceae. Bases 1 to 1725 code for a protein of 574 amino acids. The transcript has a single exon. Gene Ontology annotation, molecular function: monoacylglycerol lipase activity. The record is from RefSeq and is a predicted model, not a curated record.
AUGUCUUCUACAACAUCAAUUGCAUCAAAAAAUGAAGAGAAAUCAGCACAUUUGUUUGUAUUAAUACAUGGAUUAUUCGGUUCACCAAAUCAUAUGAAUCAUAUAGAAAAAUUUAUAACAAAUUCAUUAACAAAAUCAAUAAAUGAGAAAGAUUUAGUAUCAAAUGAUGUAAUUACAACUUUAAAACCUGUUAGUUUUAGAUUUUGGAAAACUUAUGAUGGAUUAGAUUUAAAUUCGAGAAAAAUCAUAACAGAAAUAUUUUAUGAAAUUGAAUCAUUAAAAGAUAAAAAUAAUUUAAAAGUCACCAAAAUAAGUUUUGUUGGUUAUUCAUUAGGUGGAUUAUUAUCAAGAUAUGUUAUUGGUUUAUUAAAUGAGUUGAAUUUUUUCGAUAUUAUAAAGCCAGUGUUUUUUUCAACGUUUGCAACACCACAUUUAGGAGUACAUUUUUUUAAAAAUAAUAUCUUCGAUCAUAUUGCAAAUAAUGUUGGACCUUAUUUAUUUGGUAAAACUGGUGGUCAAUUAUUUAUAACAGAUUAUGAUAAAAUUUUAAUUGAUUUAGCAGAUCCAAAAGAUAAAUAUUUUCAAGGUCUUUUAAAAUUUGAAAAACAUAUAUUAUUAGCAAAUAUCAAAAAUGAUAGAACUGUUGCGUUUUUUACAUCAUACAUUACCUCGUAUUCACCAUUUGAUCAAUUAGAUAAAAUAAAAGUUAAAUAUUUAAAAGAUUUACCACAAUCAAGAAUUAAAAAUAAAUUAGUUCGACCAAAAGUUGUUGAUUUAACAAGAUCCCAUUUAGUAGGACCGGAAGACUCUAAAAAUUUUAAUGGGAAUCAUCAAGAAGAAACUCCAUUUAUUAUACGAAAUAAAUUUGCUAAAAUUUUAAUCAUUAUUAUGUUAGCAUGUUUUUUACUACCACUUUGGAUACCAUUUGUAUUUACAACCAGUAUAGUAGUUUCAAUUUACAGCUACAUAAAAGUUAAAAUUCAUAGUAUUCCAAAUAUCACAGACCAUUGGUCAAAAGUUAUGUCAUACGUCUAUAAUAAAUUACCAAAUCAACAUAUAGAUCCAGAAGAUGCAAAAGCUAGUGAACAACAAAGAGCAAAAAGAAAACAUUUAUCAAAACAUGAAAGUUUUAAAGGUGAUACUUCUCAUAUUACUGAAAAUGCAAUGGAUCAAAUGCUUUAUGCGGAAGAAAGAUUUAUGGGCAGAACAAGAAGAUAUUCAAGCGCAGAUGAAGACUAUGAUGAUGAUGAAGAAGAUGAAAUAAUUAAUGGAAAUGUGAAAGUUAAAGGUAAACAAGAUUAUGAAAAAGGUGAGUUCGAAGUUGGUGAUACAUCUAUAGAUCAACAAAAGAAAGACGUAAAAUCAAAUGAUAAAACUGUAACAGUUACUUUAAUUGAUAUAGAUUUUGAAUUAAAUGAUAAAAUAAUUAAUGAACAUAUAACAAGACUAAAAGAUUAUGAUAAUUUCAAAUUAUUUGAACCAGAAUUUGAAUUAGAAUUAGGUAAAGAAAGAACAUUUAUUAUGAAUUCAUUAAAUCAAAUAGAUUGGAUUAAGUUACCAGUAUACCUUGAUGUAUUCAAUAGUCAUGAUAAUAUAGUAAGUAGAGGAAAUUUAAAUGUUAAAAGUUGUGCAACAAUGGGAGUGUGGUUAUCCAUUUUGAGAAAUCAUUUAAAAGAUGAUUAUAGAAAUUCAAUAAUUGAAGAAGAUACUAUUAUUGAUAUAUGA